AUGAUGGGUUCACGGAAAUAUUCAACAGGGAGGUGGGCUUCUCUCAUCCGAGGUCAAUCUCUCGUCGAAUCUCCGCAGCAGCAAGGCGGCUAUCACCAUCCACAGACGCUAGAAGAAGUACGAACCCUCUGGAUUGGAGAUUUACAGUAUUGGGUCGACGAGAGCUAUCUCACUUCCUGCUUCUCCCAAACAGGCGAGCUAACCUUUUUUAUCUUCUUCCUAAGCUUCUCUGCAUGUAGUAGUGACUUUCUCGUUUAUGUGAAGGUGAUACGUAACAAGAUUACAGGCCAGCCUGAAGGCAGCAGAGAGAAUGCUUCAGACGUACAAUGGGACAUUGAUGCUUCUGUGAGAGGUGCCAAGGUUGUUACUGAUCCAAAUGAAAAUGAAAGGAACAAGGCAAUGUCGGAAAUGAAUGGUUUGUAUUGCUCAGCAAGGCCUAUGCGUAUCAGCGUAGCUACGCCUAGAAAAAACGUUGGUGUGCAGCAACAAUAUGUCGCUAAAGCUGCUUACCAUGUUCCAGUACCAGUCCCAUCUGUAGUAGCGGCUCCAGCAUACGUUGCUCAAUCAGCACAAGUGCAAGAGAAUGACAUCACCGGUACGACGGUAAGUUUGAUCAGCUUCUAA
Eruca vesicaria subsp. sativa (arugula) is the source of this 624-nucleotide messenger RNA. Lineage: Eukaryota; Viridiplantae; Streptophyta; Magnoliopsida; Brassicales; Brassicaceae. The record is from the annotation of a GenBank genome assembly.